Messenger RNA from Pundamilia nyererei, 1532 nucleotides. It is a transcript of the gene slc35d2, whose product is annotated as solute carrier family 35 member D2. The record is from RefSeq and is a predicted model, not a curated record. Bases 405 to 1415 code for a protein of 336 amino acids. Lineage: Eukaryota; Metazoa; Chordata; Actinopteri; Cichliformes; Cichlidae. The transcript has 12 exons.
UGGACAGACUGGUAUUUCUGGUGUUCAACUAACUUUGUGUUAUAGUGUGGUUACCGAGUCUUCCUCUUUUUUUCUCCCUAAACUGUUUACAUUUCAUCUAUAAAAACUCAUGUAAACUAUUUGGAACGUCUGCGCUUUAUUUUGUAACAGUGUGCUUUUCUUUUCGUUUCCUAUUAAGUGAAAAUAUGCUUGACAUUUUAAAGACAGGCGAAACAAUUUGGCUUCAGCUCGACCCAUCUCCUGAAUUAUGUAAUAGUUGUAAAAGACCGCCUACCCUUUCUUUUGCUAUGUGGCCAUUUACGACUGGUGGACAGGAAAGGGCAGCUGAACGAAAGUCGCCACUCGACCAGAAUCAACUCAAGCCUAAUUUUAAACGCUAAAAGCUUCAUUCGCAGUAUGUAACUAUGUCUUUGGAACCCUGUGAAGAAACUGCGGAACACUCCGCUUUGCUCAAGCUCCUCUCUGCACUGUUUUAUGCCGGAAGUUCGUUUCUUAUUACUGUAGUGAACAAAACCGUGUUGACAACUUUCAGAUUUCCCUCCUACUUGUGUCUGGGAAUUGGACAGAUGAUCACCACUGUUAUUGUUCUUUAUGCGGCCAAAAAGAGCAAAACGGUGCAGUUUCAAGAUUUCGACAAGAAUGUUCUCUUAAAAAUUUUCCCCCUCCCUUUGCUGUACGUUGGGAACCAUGUUACAGGCCUGGCAAGCACCAAAAAACUCAGUUUACCCAUGUUUACAGUUUUGCGGAAAUUCACUAUAUUGAUGACAAUGAUCUUGGAAGCGUAUAUACUAAGAAAAACAUUUCCAAAGCGUCUUGUGUACAGUGUUGUAACCAUAGUAUUUGGUGCUAUGAUUGCUGCAAGUUCAGACCUGGCCUUUGAUGUGGAGGGCUAUACAUUCAUCCUGCUUAAUGAUGCAUUCACUGCUGCCAGUGGAGUGUACACCAAGAAGAAACUUGGUGAUAAGGGUCUUGGGAAGUAUGGGGUCCUGUUUUACAAUGCAUUAAUAAUUGUCAUUCCUACUGUCUUGGCAAGUGCGUUUACUGGAGAUUUACACAAGGCAGUCACAUUUGAAGACUGGGUGAAAGGCACAUUUGUCUUUUGUUUCCUUAUUUCAUGCUUAAUGGGGUUUGUGCUGAUGUAUUCCAUCGUCCUCUGCAGCCAUUAUAACUCAGCACUUACAACCACAGUAGUUGGGGCAGUAAAGAAUAUUGCAGUGGCCUAUAUUGGCAUGUUUGUGGGUGGAGACUACCUGUUCUCUUGGACUAAUUUCCUAGGCCUCAGCAUUUGUAUGUCAGGUGGACUAAUGUACUCAUAUAUGACCUUCAACAAGAAACCAUCUGGAAGUGACACAGGAGCACAAAAGCUGAAGCUUCAGAUCUCCGAGGAAUCAGCAGGAAAGUACUCUAAGGUCUAAAGGGAUUUCACCACUUGGUGGCGCUGAUCUGCUCCAUAUUGGAGCAUGAUAUUACUUCAGCACUUAUGUGCAUUAAUAAGCAAAAAAAUAAAAUCAAUAAAAUGCUUUCCAAAUAUA